Molecule: messenger RNA, 761 nt
Organism: Xenopus laevis (African clawed frog)
Lineage: Eukaryota; Metazoa; Chordata; Amphibia; Anura; Pipidae
Gene: ssr4.L
Product: signal sequence receptor, delta L homeolog
Exons: 5
Coding region: 227-673 (148 amino acids)
Cellular component (GO): membrane; endoplasmic reticulum; endoplasmic reticulum membrane
Source: RefSeq, a predicted model, not a curated record
UAUUUGUAGAUAUAAGUAAAGUAGCACACUGUAUGCUUAGUUGCUUUAACCUCGGGGGGUAUGAGGCGCCCUUGCUGAAUGAGGGCAACCAUUGGCGCAGAAUGGGUGACGACUACACAUCCCGUCAUGUAGUGCGACUCACGCUGAGGUGGCCAAGUCUGCGCUCCUCCUCUUUCCAGGCGUUUUUUUACAGGAGGCGAUUUGGUGUCGUGUCUCAGUCUGAGCUAUGGCAGGGGUUUGUGAUGUGUUUCUGGCGGUGUUGGUGGUUUUAGCGGGCUGUUCUGCUGAGCCUUGCACAGAGCCUGUUAUAGUUCCUUCCUAUUACACUACUCCAGAUGCAGUUAUAUCUUCAGAAGUGGUUUUCAUCGUGGAGAUAUCCCUUUCUUGCACUAAUGGUGCACAGAAUGUUGCUCUUUAUGCUGAUGUGAAUGGGAAACAGUUCCCUGUGACCAGAGGACAGGAUGUUGGGCGUUACCAAGUCUCAUGGAGCCUGGAACACAAAAAUGCUCAUUCUGGAACAUAUGAGGUUAAGUUUUUCGAUGAGGAGUCUUACAGUCUGCUAAGAAAGGGUGCAUGGAAUGGUCCUUGGGUAUCCACAGACGUGCUGGCAGCAUUGAUAGGCAUAUUGGUAUAUUAUACGGCAUAUACUGCAAAGAGCAACAUCCAGGCUUAACGAGAGAAUAGGGUUGGGGAAGGGAAUGAUGGGUGCUGGUGUACAGAUAUGUCUUGUUUGCAAUGUAAUAAAAUUGUAUACACAAAAA